UGAAGUGUUGGACUCAUUGGUGAUGACAUCAUAUCCGCCUUAAUGGCGAAUAUCGUGUUAAUACAUGAAUGUAGUGUUUGUUUGUUUAAAAUGAAUGAAUGUUUCAAUCAAUUUAAUCAUUGAUUUAUACAAUUAAUGACAAACUAUAUGACUAUUACUUGAUUUGACGGUUAAUUGAUUUUAAUCCACACUUUCUUGUAAUGCCAUUAAAUUUAAACCCGAGAGGGUCGGCACCAACAAAAAACCACUCGCGACCUGACCAUCGGCUCACAUACUCAAGUGCCGCCAGACAAGGCAUUCAAUCUGCAACACAUUCAUCACACGAACCAGUGUUAAACAAAUCACAUCCAAGUGCUGCUAACGUUCAACAGGUUGUUUUACCACAGAGCCAUCCGUCACAGGUGUCUCCUAUAAACCCGGGCGGCGCCCCAAUGCCUGUUUCGGUGGCAAAUGCUGGCUCAAAUCAGUAUCAAGUGAUACAAACAAGUGUGCCUCAAGUUUUAACUAUGAACCAAAUUAGAGGCUAUAGUCAUCAGCAAACAUUUGCUCCUCAACAGCAACAACCACAGCAGUCACGGGCACAGCCGAGACCCCCUUUAAUGAGUAGAGCACCGUCUGGUCCUCCCAAUGCUGCUCAACAGCCAACUCAAACUAAUAUGCAUAAUAUGCCCCAACAUUCCGGUGCACAACAAAUUUAUUAUGUAACGCAACCAACACAACAUAAUAUACAGAGCAUGUUUAUGCAUAACCAACAUAUAACUCACCCGUACACACCAAGACAGGCGGCGCCAACUUUCUAUAUGUAUCAGCCGACAGCGCAACCACAAUAUGGUGGCCAACAUAUACCACAAUAUGGUAACGUGUAUCCGCAACAUCAGUUCCCAGCUCAUCACAAUCAACAUCAACAUCAGGGUUCAACUCAACAUCAAAUAAUGCCCUCUGCAAUGCACCAAUCAAGAGUGCCAGCGGUAACUGCUGUGACAGCUCCUCCUGUAAUACAAUCAACACCUCAAUUAACUGUUCAGAUGGCACCGCCAAACAAUGACAUGAAUCCCAAUGAGUCUUCACAAAUGCCUCCAAAACAAUACAUAAAACGUGAGAAACGUCCGGCACUAUUGCAGGACCCAAGUGGUAAUAUGAUAGAUCUGGCGACGUUGGCUAAAGAUAAGUCUGAACCAAAAGAACAGACAUCUAGCAAUCAUAGAAAUAAGUCACAUCCCGGAGCUUCCAUUCAAAUAACACCCAAUUUGUCUGAAAAGGAAGUGAUUCAGAUGGAGUUUACCACAUCUGUCUCCCGAUUAGCGGCUCCUCCUAAUGAAUCAUUAGACAUUCAACCAACAACUGCUUCUUCAGUCAACGAAACAGAUUAUGUCGAUCCGAAAGCAGACGAUUUGGUAGCUAAAAGUGAAUCAAUUAGUGAAACAAAUGACAAAAACGGUGAUAUUAGUGACUCAAUAGCCGGUGAUGACGGCUCACUAAACAAUGAUUUAACAAACUCUGAAAUUAGUUCUUCUAAUAGUAAUUUUGAUAAUAAAACUGAUAGUAAAUUAUUAAAUGACAAAUCAGCUCAAAAUAUUUUAAAUGAUGUUAAUAGUAGUCAAAUAAAAGUUGAAUUAAAUAGUGUGCAAAAUUUGAGUGCAACCAAUGGACAGUCAUCGGACACUAGUUUUGAACAAACCAUUGAUGACAUAACAGAGAAGACAAAUACGGAAAUAGCCAAAGACUAUUCUCAACAAGAAGUAAUUGAAAAUAAUAAUAAUAUAAUUGAAAACAUAAAUGAAUCGACAAUAUUAGUUGACGAAAAAAAAUUAGGAGAUAAUAAAGUGAACAAUUGUGGUAAUGAUGUGACCGACAAUGUGUCAGUUGUAGACAAACUUGAGGUCCAACCGACUAUUGAUGAGUCUUUGUCUGUGAUCGUCUCAUCAAACAAAUCAGAAACUGUUUGUAAUAAUAAUAAUAAUAUUAGUGACAAUAAUAUUGCCAAUGAAGUACUGUCUAAUGAUUCAUCAGAUGAAAGCAAUGAGCAAAUGUCGACAACUAAAGACAGUCUGCCAUUGCGUCCAAACUUGCCGUAUAAAGACGGACAGUGGACACCAGUGGAUACCGAUGGCAUCAAAAAUUAUGACAGAGAUUUUUUGAUGGCUGUAUUACAUCAUUCGCAAAAUGCAGACAUUCACAAAAUGCCUGAAUGUCUUAAAUCAGAUAAAAUUAAAGACAUUCAACGAAAAGAUUCGAGUUCACGGGACAGUCACCCGGUUCCUUACGCUCACGACUUAUUUUUACCACAAUUUGCAAAGUCUACAGAAUUCCGAAACAGAAUUAAUCCUCCAUUGAAUCGAGGAAAGAGUCAAUCGGGAAAGUUUCCCGAUAAACAACGAAAGAUUAUAUCGACAUCACUCACACAGGAUGUCAAACUGCAUACAACAGGCAAUGCAUGGAAACCUAUGUCCCGACCCGAUCCCGGACUCGAUAAUGAAGAACAGGAAACACAAGAUCUGUUGAAAAAGAUUAGAGGAAUUCUUAAUAAACUUACGCCACAGAAAUUCAAUGAUUUAAGUAACAAAAUUAUGGGAUUAAAAUUUGAUACCGAAGACAGACUUAGACGCGUAUUAGAUCUGAUUUUUGAGAAAGCCGUCGAUGAACCGGCAUUUUGUGUCCAAUACGCUAAUCUUUGCAAACAUUUAUCUUUACAUUUGCAAACUUACAAAGUUUUUAAAGAAGGGGAGAAUGGAUCCGAAGAAGUCAAGUUCUAUAAAUUACUUCUUACUAAAUGUCAAAAAGAAUUUGAAGCAGACAUUUAUGCCACGAUUACUGACCUCAAAGAGAGACAGGAAGUGAUCGAUAAAUGUAUGGACCAAAAGAAAAAGAAAGAGUUGUGGGAAAUACUCGACGACGACAAGAGAAGAGCUCGCAAAAGAAGUUUAGGAAAUAUUAAAUUGAUUGGAGAGCUAUACAAACUUCAUAUGUUGAAAGCAAAUAUUAUGCUUCAAUGUAUUGAAAACCUUAUCAAAGAAGCCGACGACGAGUCACUUGAAUGUCUUUGUUAUUUAUUUCGUACAAUUGGUGAACAAAUUGAAAAUGAAGCGCAAACUCAGGACCAGAAACUGAUUGACAAUAACUGUAAACCAAAAUAUAUGGAGUUUUUGAACUCAUUUUUUAUACGAAUGGAAAAGAUUGCAAAUCAGAAGGACCCGGAUGUCAAAGGAACGUCUUCACGGGUCCGCUUCAUGUUGAAGGACAUCAACGAUAUGCGUAAAAAUAAUUGGAAAGUCAGACGCGAUGAGAACUUACCCAAAACUAUUGAAGAGAUCCAUAAAGACGCUCAAAAAGAAGACGAACAAAAAUCACGGGAUUUACAACAACACACUCUUCGAAAACAUGAAGAAAGGAAAAAAGGCAAUCAAAACGAUGCCAAUGAUGGCAAUCAAUGGAAGACAGUAACCGGACGUAAGAGUCAGAACGCUAUGCCGCCCGCGAAGAUUGACUUCGCACUUAUGAAGAAUCAAAUGCAAAGUCACGAUAAUAUACAACUCGGUCCAAUGGGUGGUAUCGGUAAUUGGUCACUCGGUAGUCGUGGCGGAGGAUCGUCCACUCGUCCGACUGCUGACGACAAACAACCUCCCAAUAGAUUUUCACCUUUAGAUCUAAAUGAUAAUAGAAAGCAAUCACAUAAGACGUUAUCAUCAAGAGAUUCAAGUAAAGGUAGAUCCAAUCAGCAACACGGCUACUCUCAAUCGAGUCGCAGUGGUGGAGGUCGGUCUCAGACAGGAGGACGCGGUGCCGAAAAAGAUGAGGCUAUAAGUCUUGCCCGAAGUUUUUCAUCACACAGACAAUCUCCAUCAGAAUCUUCACCGAUAUAUCCAAAUAUGACUUCACGAAAUAGUAGUCUUAGCGGUAGUCGGGAAGCCAGUGCACCCAAUAGUCGCAGCAGUUCUAUACGCCGUGAAACGCCUGACAUUGAAAAUCAAUUGAAGGGCAGUACUAGUAUUUCAGACAAAGAAUUAGGCGACAAAUGUAUUGCCUCUAUUCAGGAGUAUUUAAAUGUUAAGAAUUUCAAAGAAUCAGUCCUCGAUGUCACUACCGUUUGUCACGACUCCAAUGUUGACACAUAUGUGACAACAGCGCUCAAUAUAGCACUGGACAACUCUAGUCAGACCGACCACUUCCUUAUUGGUAAACUUAUUAAUCAUCUUCUUUGCAAUCAUUAUAUAAAACUCGACCACUUCUUCAAAGGUUUAAAUGCUAUAUUGGAAAUGUCGAGUGACAUAGAAAUAGACGUUCCAAAGAUGUGGGACUAUAUCGCCGAAGUGAUUGCUCCCGUAUUUGUCGGCUUAACGUUUGAUAGGAAAAAAUUUUUAAUUGAUAUUAAAAUAGUUUGCGAAGAAAGAAGUGGAGCCAAAUUUAUAGCAAAAAUUAUUAAAUCAGUUUCUGUAUAUACUAAUGAAAUGCAAGCCAACGAAUUGUGGCAAAAUUCUGACUUAAGUUGGACUGACUUUUUAGAUACAAAUCAAAAUGUCGUGGAUUUUGUCAGUCAAUACGGCGUUGAGUUUACAACGAAACAGUUUGAGCCAAAACUCCAAACUUUAAUCAAAGAAGUUGAACAACUCGUUAAAAAUGAAAACGUUAAUGAAAUUAAUAAUAUAAUAAACAAACAUUUUAAUACCCAUCAAAAGCUUGAUCCUCCAAUUACGAGUGCCUUAUUCAGUGCUAUCAUUAAUGGAUGUAUUAAUGCACCACAAGAUCCAAGAAAUGAAUCGUUUGCAAUGACAGUCGAUAUAUCUUUAUUAACAAAAAUGGUUUCUAUUUUGAAUCAAAUAUUGGACGGAAAUCUGAACAAUGAAUUACAAGCACUUAAAGUACUGACAGAACUUAUGGAAAGACUUCAACACCCGUCAAAUUUACUUUCAAAUAUAUUUAAUUGCCUUUACGAUACUUCUGUCAUAUCUCACGAAGCGUUUCUCAAGUGGGAAGAAACCGACAAAACGAGUCCAGGAAAGGCUAUGGCCAUCACUAGUGUAGUCCGGUUUAUGACAUGGCUUCGGGAGAAUGAGGACGACGAUGAUGAUAAUGAUGGCACCGGUAGUUGAAACUGUCAAACCAUUGAUUAUUAUUUACAACAAAAUUAUUAGUAAUUUUAUUGAUAAAUUUAAAGAUAAUUAUAUAUAUAUAU
This is a messenger RNA of Oppia nitens, 5170 nucleotides long. Its product is annotated as eukaryotic translation initiation factor 4 gamma 3-like. Gene Ontology annotation, molecular function: protein binding; translation initiation factor activity; mRNA binding. Bases 201 to 5087 code for a protein of 1628 amino acids. The transcript is spliced from 18 exons. The record is from RefSeq and is a predicted model, not a curated record. NCBI's taxonomy places the organism in Eukaryota, Metazoa, Arthropoda, Arachnida, Sarcoptiformes, Oppiidae. Gene Ontology annotation, cellular component: eukaryotic translation initiation factor 4F complex.